AUGACUUCAAAAAACAUUGUCGUUCUCGGCGCCUCCUUCGCGGGUCUCCCCAUGACCCACUACCUCAUCAAGCACCUCCCCGAAGAAUACACCAUCACGCUCGUCUCUCCAUCCACCCAUCUAUACUGGAACAUCGCCGCCCCCCGUGCCAUUGUUGACCCUGAACUCCUCGGCAAGGGCAAGGAUGAUCUUUUCAUCCCCAUCCUCCCCGCAUUUGAAAAAUACCCCAGCGGGCGCUUCACCUUCGUUCAAGGAAAGGCCGUGUCCACAAGCCCAGAAACCAACACAGUCACCGUCCAAACCAUUAACGAGUCUAUGGACGUGAAGCAGGUGAACAUUGAGUACCUGCAUCUCAUCGUUGCUACUGGUUCCUCCACCGCAGGUGGAGACUGGGCCUUCAAAGCCGCCGGCUCGGGAACAGAUGUCGCCACCAGGGCUGCUCUUGGGAGUACAAGAGACAAGAUUGCUGCAGCAAACCGUAUCGUGAUUUCUGGUGCCGGUGCAACGGGUUGUGAGCUCGCGGGAGAAAUUGGGUCAAAAUACCACAAGUCCGGAAAGCAUGUUACCCUUCUCUCUUCCGCGUCCGGACUUCUCCCAGCAGCUCCCCCAAGUGUUGGAAAGGCCGCAGAAGGCCAUCUUACAAAGAUGGGGGUUGAGGUUAGAAACAACGUCAAAGUUACCUCCGAGACCAAGAAGGGCGAUGUCACUGAAUUGGUUCUGUCAACUGGAGAGACCAUCGAGACUGAUCUCCACAUUGCCACAUGGGGUCUCGUGCCUAACACUUCCUUCAUGCCCAAAGACCUUCUUGAUGGGUCCGGCUGGAUUGUUACCGACAAAUACCUCAAGACCCCCACACACUCCAACAUUUGGGCUCUCGGCGAUGUCACCCACUGGGGUAACCGUGGCAUCGGUGCUGUCGCGGAGCAUUAUAAGUCCGUUUCUACUAAUGUCCUAGCGGCAAUUACUGGUAAGGAUGAAUCGUCCUUCAACGAGUAUAAGCACAAAGAUGACCUCGCCUUGAUUGUUCCUCUUGGCCCAUGGUUCGGAAGGGGUACGGGUAUAUUGUUUGGCUGGAAGGUAUGGGGUGUAUUUGCGUGGGCGUUGAAGGGGAGGACGUAUAUGAUUAGCAUGGCUAGGCCGAUCGUGGAGGAGUUCUUCUGCCCUCACAUACCAAACAUCAUGGCAUCCAAAGCUUGCUGCAGCAUCCCCCCUGUCGUCACCUCGGAUUACACCCCUAAGGGAACCUACUCUGAAAUUGGUGGCUUGAAGACAUAUGUGACCGGCGACAAGAAUGCCAAAACCGCUGCUUUGGUAAUCUUUGAUAUCUUCGGGUUCUACCCACAGACCCAGCAGGGUGCCGAUAUUAUUGCGGCUGCCGGAAACCACCUUGUUGUCAUGCCCGACUACUUCUUCGGCUCACCUAUGGAUAUCAAAGUUUUCCCCACAGACACCCCCGAGAAGCAGGCAAAGCUCGGGGCCUUCUUCGGUAAUGAGGCAGAUCUUAGCAAGGCCCAGGCAAACACCCUCAAGUUCGUGCCAGCACUUAAAGAAGAGUACAAAUCGAUAGAGGCUAUGGCCGUCAUCGGGUACUGCUGGGGUGGAAAGGUUACAGCUCUCCUUUCUGGGGAAAACACUCUUUUCAAAACAUCCAUCCAGAUCCACCCGGCAAUGGUCGACCCAGAGAACGCCAAGGCGAUCACCAUUCCCCACAUGAUUCUCGCAUCAAAGGAUGAACCUGCCGAUGCGAUUGCUGCGAGCGCAGAGAACUUGAAAAACAGCUCAAACGAAGCUGUCAAGACCAGAUCUGUUGUCGAUACAUACCCCAAGAUGUUCCACGGAUGGAUGGCGGCCAGAGCCAAUCUGAGUGAUCCCGAGAAUGCCAGCGAGUAUGAGAGAGGAUACAAACAAAUCGUCAACUACCUCCAAGACAACUUGACAACUGCGGCUAAUGAUGUAGGCAAGCCUAAGGCACGGAUUUAA
Messenger RNA from Morchella importuna, 1980 nucleotides. RefSeq lists its product as uncharacterized. Lineage: Eukaryota; Fungi; Ascomycota; Pezizomycetes; Pezizales; Morchellaceae. The transcript has 8 exons. The coding region runs from base 1 to 1980 and encodes 659 amino acids. Gene Ontology annotation, molecular function: hydrolase activity; oxidoreductase activity. The record is from RefSeq and is a predicted model, not a curated record.